UUGGUAUAUGAUGAUUAACAAUGUCAUUUUCUAGUUAUGCCCAUGAAAUGUGUUUGUUUUUCCUUACUUUUUAAUGCUACAUAGCUCUAUUGUGUUCGGAGGGAGUGGGACGAUGAUCGCUGUCACCCAUCCUGUUAUCACGCAGUUGCGGUAUUCGAUCCUUGCUGCUCUAGUGGUACUGGUUACGUGUGCCCAAACGGUCCGAACUGCCACAAUCCACACGGAGGCCCACCUAUCCCAGAAGGCCAGACGAUGUACGUGAACCUAGAGCAGUGUAACUGUACGAGCGGGGGAGAGAUGGCAGUCUGCAGCCCCAUCCCGCCGCCAGAGUGUUAUGACGCACGUUACGAAUUCAACGUCCCUUCCCUCACCCCUUACACCUGCCCAAACGGUCCAAACUGCCGCAAUCCUGAAGGCCUGCCUAUCCUCAUCCCAGAAGGCCAGACGGUGUACUCGAACGGCAAUCAGUGCUCAUGUGUAACCGGGGGAGGGAUGGCAGUCUGCACCCCCAUCUGGCCAGAGUGUUUUGACUACGUUAACGAUGACGACCCCACCCACUUCCCUUAUAUCUGCCCAAACGGUCCGAACUGCCUAAAUCCUCACGGAGUUCCGCUUAUCCCUGAAGGCCAGACGAUGUACGUGAACCUAGAGCAGUGUAACUGUACAACCGGAGGAAGGAUGGCAGUCUGCAGCCCCAUCCCGCCGCCAUGGAGCGAGUGUUAUGACCACGUUAACGAUGACGACCCCACCCACUUUCCUUACGUCUGCCCAAACGGUCCGAACUGCUACAAUCCUCACGGAGGCCCACCCAUUCCGGAAAGCCAGACGAUGUACGUGAACUUAGAGCAGUGUAACUGUACGGCCGGGGGAGAGACGGCAGUCUGCGCCGGCGUCCCGCCGCCAGUGUGUGUUGACGUUGUUAUCGAAUGGAACGUCCUUUCCGAUUCCCCUUACACCUGCCCAAACGGUCCGAACUGCUACAAUCCUCACGGAGGCCCACCCAUUCCGGAAGGCCAGACGAUGUACGUGAACCUCGAGCAGUGUAACUGUACAACCGGGGGAAGGAUGGCAGUCUGCGCCUUCGUCCCGCCGCCAGUGUGUGUUGACGUUGUUAUCGAAUGGGACGUCCUUUCCGAUUCCCCUUACACCUGCCCAAACGGUCCUAACUGCUAUAAUCAUCACGGCCCGCCGAUCCCAGCAGGCCAGACGGUAUACGUGAACAACGAGCAUUGUUCCUGCGUGACAGCAGGUAGUGCUACAGUGUGCGUCACCACCCCGGCGCCCACCACAACAACAACCACCACUCCCGUCCACACUACCCCCACUCCCACCAUCUAA
Molecule: messenger RNA, 1338 nt
Organism: Branchiostoma belcheri (Belcher's lancelet)
Lineage: Eukaryota; Metazoa; Chordata; Leptocardii; Amphioxiformes; Branchiostomatidae
Exons: 7
Coding region: 253-1338 (361 amino acids)
Biological process (GO): negative regulation of BMP signaling pathway
Cellular component (GO): AMPA glutamate receptor complex
Source: RefSeq, a predicted model, not a curated record